This is a messenger RNA of Lolium perenne, 1055 nucleotides long. Lineage: Eukaryota; Viridiplantae; Streptophyta; Magnoliopsida; Poales; Poaceae. The record is from RefSeq and is a predicted model, not a curated record.
ACAUCUAUCAUAGAUUUCAGUUUGAAAUGCAGUCCAGCAUGUCAUAUAACAUAAAACCGAUAGGUGAAAACAGAUAUGAGGUUUACUGCAUAACAAAAUUUGUUCCACAGUACCACAACAGAGCCUAUGAAGUCUAUGCUGAUCCUCCCAAUGAGAAUUACAGAUGCACAUGCUGCAAGUUUGAAAGGGAUGGCAUAGUCUGUUGUCACAUUCUCAAGGCAAUGGUGCAGCUAGGAGUCUGUGAGUUCCCACUGAAAUAUGUCCUCCGCAGAUGGACAUGGAGUGCACAAGAAAAUCUAGUUGAAGAGCUUCCUGGACAACCAGCUGUUAUGCCAGAAGAAUCAAGAAAGAAAAUGUGGCUUUCGGUAAAUUGCAACGAGUUCAAAGGUCUUGCAAUGUGUGGGAAUGAAACAGAAGAUGGCCGGAAAAUAGUUCGCAUGCACAUGAAAGCUAUGAAAAAAGACUUGGCAGCACUAAAAAGAGAAACAGAAAAGAGAGCUAAAAAAGUAGCUACAUCAAGUGCUACAGAUCCUGCAGAAAAUCCAUCUACCCAAACAGCCCAGGCAAAUUGUCCUACACAACAAGUCCCUCCACAGGUACCAAGCACUGGACCCCGAGCACGCAAGCCCCCAUGCCAGAAAAGAAAAUCAACAGGUUCCUCAACAUCUGCGGCGAAUAACAGUACUGCCACAGCUCACAAUGGGGGAUUCACAGAUGCAGAACCUUCAGAAACAUCACAAGCAAACAACAUACGAGAUCCUCGUGUAUCAAACACUAAGGGUAGGAAACGCAAGAAAGCUUUCCAAAAACCACUGGAUAUAGGGAGAAAAGAAAUACGUGUUUGCAAACAGUGUGGUUCCACACAACAUGAUUUCAGGACAUGUACACAGAGAGGAGAGCUCGCAGAUGAGAAUUAAGAAGUACUGAUGAUUUGUUCUUGAAUGUAAAAUGAUCUUCAAUUAUGGGACAUAUUCCAGUUACUGUAAUGUUAUUUGACUCCAUUCCUAUCAAGUUGUUUUAGGCAAAAAUAAUGAGAACUAAUAUCUAUUUAUGUC